This is a messenger RNA of Vicia faba (fava bean), 663 nucleotides long. NCBI's taxonomy places the organism in Eukaryota, Viridiplantae, Streptophyta, Magnoliopsida, Fabales, Fabaceae. The record is from the annotation of a GenBank genome assembly.
AUGGGAGCAUUAAUCUGUUGCAUGAGUGAACAAAAUGAAGAAAAGAGCUUGGAAAGGAAUGUUGAAAAGAAAAUAUGUGAGAUAAGAAGAAACAAAUUUGGACAAACCAAAUUGAAAUCAAUUGAUACUAUAGUUAUGAUGUUCCCUAUGUUCAAGGAGAGACUAAAAACUUUAAGAGAAAUGUUUCAACAAUAUGACGAGGACUCUAAUGGAUCGAUAGAGCCUGAUGAACUGAAAACUUUCCUAGAAGAUUUGGAACUUCAUCUACAAGAGAAUGAGAUUGAGAAUAUUUUUCAAUAUUGUGAUAUUGAUGGAAGCAAAGGGAUUCAAUUCAAUGAAUUUAUUGUUCUUUUAUGCCUCAUUCAUGUCCUAACAGAACCUUUAUCCUCUGAUGAUGCACCAAAGGCAGAGUUAGCACAGUUAGGAGAAGUUUUUGAUAGCAUACUUGAAAUAUUUCUGUUUUUCGAUAAAAAUGGUGAUGGGAAGCUUAACAAGAAGGACGUGAUGAGAACAAUGAAUGAGAGUAACCCUAAAGAAAGAUCUCCUGCACACAUCACCAAAAACAGAUUCAGAGAAAUGGACUGGGACAAGAACGGACAAGUCACAUUCAGGGAAUUCCUCUUCGGUUUCAUUAAUUGGAUUGGAAUCGAUGUUGAUGAAUAG